ACAGUACACCGUGUACAGUAGUAGGAAAAACUAAUCUGAAAUAAAAAAAAUGUAAAAUUUGCCAUGAAGAUUAUGCGGAAAUUAGUACCUAAGAAUUUUGCUUAAUUAUAACAAAAAUUGUUUAGCAACAUUCAAAGGGAAAUCAGUUAGAUGAAAGGAAUGAAAAUAUCAUCUUAUCUUUUUCUUAUGAAUAAUGUUUAUUGAUUCAUACUUUUUCAAUAAUAUUACAUAAAUAACUUGAAAUAAAUUAUAUUAUAGGAACAUUUCAAAAGCAAUUUCCCUUCAAAAACAUUUCCUUUUAAAAAGUAGGUACUUUGGUUGAAGAAAGGAUAGAAAUGCAUCGUGACGUCAAUGCAUUUAUUCCCGUCCCUCUCAGCCCCGCGGCCUCGAUCAAUAUUCAAAAAAGUUAUUCAGAACACCUCUAAAAUUACGAUCGGUGAACAGCUCUGCCGUUGUAUAACUAAAAUGCCGUUAUCCAACAUAUGGUAAAUUUUCAACUUUUGAUGCUACGUCAAUGAAAAAACAAAAAUCUAUCGAUCUGUGUUUGCGAAUUUUCAAUAUCUUGAAUAGUUUUGGAAAUUCGCAUUUCUGAAUAUUAUUCGUUAUUAACUCUUUUCUUAUUUUCAUUGUAAAUAAUAAACCUAAAUAAUUCUUUCGUACUUAUCCACUUUCGUUUAAAGCGCAAUAAACGGACAAAAUGCGCAUGUGCUUCACUCUGCUCGUUUAGCAUACGAUAUAUUAUAAGGAUAAAUUUUCGUGAUAGCGACUAUUCCCGCCCAGGAAUAAAUAAGUUAUUGAUUAGGUGCCAUUUAUUAUUCAAUAUUUUAAGUGCACACAGCAGUUUCGACUGACCGGCGCGGCGUAACGUUCGAAAUCUCUUACAAAAAGUAUUGAACAGUUCACGAACGAAAUAUUGACUGACAUUUGUGUACAACAUUGACGUUUUUUAGGCAGUAUACAAAAAAAGUAAAAAAUCCUGAUCGUUCCACUAAUUAUUUAAUAACGUUUGGAUUUUACAAUAAAUAUUAUAACAUACGAGCAAGGUCCUAUUUUAGAUAUCGAUUUGAAGUCAGUGGUCUCCAGAUUUCAGUGUGCUUAUACUUUUGUGAUAAUUAUUGGUGUGCUCCAAAGGAUAGUUUUGCUACAAUAAUUCAUCGAUUUAAAUUAUUGAUUAUUCAAGAAUCGUGACUAACAAAUUACUCAGUACCUAAUAUAAAAGCUGCAAUGGAAGCCGCAGCUCGAGAAUAUAUUGCGUUGGCGAGGCAAAUGCAUACCGUCGCCUGCUACGAUAAAGCCUUAGAUUAUUAUUUAUCGGCUUUCGAAUCAUUUCCGGCCCUUCGAAAAAGUGAUCAUGUCCUCGAAUUUCGGUCAAUGAUGAACAAAUUUAGCUUAGUACUGAUGUCUCUAAACAAAAUUGAAGAAAUAUUCUGUAACUACAGCCGGGUUCUCAAAGUAUUCCCCGACAGUGUGCAUUUUGUUGAUGAUACUGGAAGGUAUCUGUUCAAGUUCGGUUUUUUCAAGGAAGCCUGGGCCCACUUUAUGAAUGCUUGUAAAUUGGACCCCUUUUAUGCUACAUCUGAGAACAAUUUUAACUUACUCAAAAACAUGCUUGUUGAAAGGUGGCAUUUCAGGAUGCUUAAUGACAAAGUUCGCAAUGAAGGAUACCGCGCCGCUAUUCAUGAAACUAUAGUUCCUGUUAAAGAUACAGUCCUGGACCUUGGCACAGGCACUGGAUUAUUAGCAUUAUAUGCUAAUGAAUGUUCACCUGUGGCAAUAACAGCAUGUGAUGGUUCAGAAGUCAUGGCUUCUGUUGCUAAUUAUGUUACUCAGGAAAAUGGUGCUAAGCAGGUGGAGGUUAUACAAAAAAUGUCAACAAAUAUGAGUUAUAGAGAUAUUGGAGGAAAGCGGUCACUACUGAUCACAGAGAUGUUUGACGCUGGCCUAUUUGGAGAACACAUCCUCCAAACUCUUAGCCAUGCAUGGGAGCAUUUGAUAAACAAUGUUGGUAGAGUGAUCCCCAACAAGGCUGAGUUCUUUGUUAUUGGUGCUCAGUGUGAUUUUUUGAACAAAAGGUAUCAGCUGUGUUCAUCAAUCAAGUCCAAUUUAAAUAUCCCAACAUUAUUUGUCCAUGGCUGUACUCAAAAUGAAACAUAUGAUUGUGAAGAUGUACACCUUUAUGGAGAAGAUAUAAAGUAUAUCACUCAAGCUGAGUCAGUUGUGAAAAUAAACUUUAACAAUCACUUAGAAAUACAAGACACUUUGAACAGGACAGACCCCUAUGAAGUUCACUUGACGGCAACACAAACUGGGGAGCUAAACUCUGUGAUAGGCUAUUUCAAUCUCUAUUUGACUGACACAGUUACUUUAACUUCAGAUCCAAGAUCUGACAAAAGAGCUAAUGCAUGGCAACAAGCUAUCUUUUUUGAUAAUUUACCUAAGCAAAUUAAAGAAGGUGAUGCAAUUAAAUUAGAAUUUUUAUUGAACAGUGGCAAGUUAACACUGUUACCAGAGUACAUGCAUCCCAUCACGCGUAUCUCUCCAAAUACUCUUAGAUUCCUCAAUGAUACAGAGUAUAUUAAGAUGAUUUCAGGUAGCAUCAGCAUGGCCAGUGUGUACCUGGGACAGGUAGCCGAUAUGACAUCUGUUACUGUGGUUGAUUUGUGUCCAUUCCCCAUGCUUGGAUUACAACUCUUGAAAAGAGGUGCUAAAUCAUUAAUAUGCAGUGCUCUAACCAAUAGUGACAAACAAUUCUUCUUGACUGUAUUUCAUGCCAAUAAUAUUCCUAUGUCAAAGGUGACUGUGCUGGUUGGGCAGUAUUGGCCUGUAGAGAUGUUAAAAGAUAAAUAUCAUGUUGUGUUCUGUAAUAUCUUGGAACCAAGUGGGGAAGUAGACUUGCAAGCCCAAGAGGUAGCUCUUCACUUACGAAGGAACCAUGUUUUGCCAGGAGGACUGUUCUUGCCCUCUAAUUUGAAAAUUAUGGGUCAAAUAGUAGACAGUCAUUGGUUGGAUAUCAAUAACAGAUUAUAUGAUGAGAAUGUCAACAAUUAUAAGAUAGCCAAAUAUUUGAAUCAAUAUCAAAUGUCUCAGCACUUCUGUAUUGACUUUAGUCAUUUGCCAUAUGUUCCAUUGUCAGAACCCAGUGUAAUGUGGACUUGGGACUCUGAAGCUGGUUUGGAAAUACUUCAAGUGCCGAUAACGAAAGAAGGCGUCGGAAAUGCUAUUCUCUGUUGGUAUUCGAUUGAGUUGAUGGAAAAUAUGAAUGAAAUAUCCACAAACAGGAAGAACUGCUUUAUGGACGGUAUGUUAUUUAUAACCGAUUCAGAGACUAGAUUGAAGCAGGGUGAUAUAGCGUGUGUAAUACGAUGUGUGGAUUAUACUGGAGCGUUCAAAUUAAUGAUGCAGCUUGAAGAAACUUAAGGAGGAUUUUUAUUUCCUUAUUUAAUGAUCAUAUUAUAUCGUAAUUUAGAUUUGGAGAGACUUUCUUCGGUCGGUCGAUACGGUCUAUUUUACGAAUGAUUUAAAAUUAUCGUCGGUUGAUGACACCGAACAUUUGGAGGAUAUUGAUGCUUUUGUGUCAGUAUCGGUUUUAUCACCAAGUAAUUCUACAUUUUGUACUAUGAAUUCGGUGUCCAGGGAGCCGUACAGGGUGAUUAGACUUGUUUAAAUUUCGUAUAUAUUUAUAUAUUAUAAAUAUCUAGUCGCGAGACUUUAUUAUAUUUUAAUUACAUUUUAUGUAACACAUCCUGUGUGUAAAAAAAUUAAAUCUAUCUGAUGAAUGUUAAAUUGUGAAUGUUAGACUGUAAGCCAAAAGUACUAAGGUAUGUGAUCUAUGAUUAAAAUGUGCCACUUUUUGUACUAUUUACAAUUAAGGUAUUGCGGCUCAAAGAUAUUGUGACGGUAUUUUAUACGAACCUAGGAAUGAAUCAUAAAUAUAUCGUAGGAUCUGAUUAAAUUUCUCACUGUUACUAGUUUGUUAAGCAAAUAGUAGGUAAUCUCAAGUUUUGGAGGUUUUGUUGAUCAUUGAAGCUGGUAAAUUAAAUGUUAUUUGAUAUUUCUAUUUGUGCGGAAUCUCCAGGAAUAUAAUUAUGACCAAAUAAGAAAUUAAUGAGAUUCUAAAUUGCAACGCUUAAUUUUAAUAAUACUGGUAAAAUUGUAUAAUAUUGGUAACGAAAUUACUGGGAAAACAUUAAUCACACGAGCGCAAAGAUGGAAGUCAAUACUCUAACGAAUCUAUUGGAUGGAUAUUUAGUUUACUCCUAAAAAAACCACUUCAGUAUUAUAAAAUUAUUUUGUAAAUAUAUUAAUUAAGAAUUGAUAACAGUCUAGUAAAACCUAAACUGCAGAUUUCAUAUUUAAGUAGGUAACGCAAAUGCACUCAGUAGUUUGCUACCAUGAACACAUGUCCACUAAACUAUUGAUGUUCACAAUGUACCCACUUAAUAGGUAUUUACUUGUAACUACAUAGUUGAUGUAAUUAUAUGUAGUUCUUUGUUGUGUAACAAAUGUUUAUAUAGAAGGGGCUCGAUAAGUGGUUAUCGCCUUAAGCAUUCGUUUUCUCUACAAUACUCGUAUGAAAAUUGUAUUCUUACUGAUAUAAAAACGAAUCAUAAAUAAAUGUUACAAUAGUCCAUUGAUGUCAUAAUUUAAUUGAUGUAGCUACUUUUUGUUGUAUGUCUAAAUAUAGAAUCUCGAUUUUAAUGAAAUGGGUACUAUAGAUUAGUCUGUUCACUCGGUUGUUUUUGUUUACGACAAAAAACAACAGAGUGAGCAGAUUGUCUUCAAAUAAAAUGACGUAGAUAUAUGAUAAUGUUAGUUUCAUUUCAUAUUAAUGAGCGCACAUUCUUUUUUACGAUUGCAGAUUGAGUAUCCUAAAAUCACUUAUAUAUCCUUUUAACAGAAACCGCAAUACUAUUUAGGUACCGUAAAACGGGGUGAAUGGCGUGUCAAAGGGCGAAUAGAAAAUAGUGUUAUUAUAGGGGGUCGCAUGCGUUUGAUUACAUUAAAAUGAUAAAAUUCAAUUAUGAAACGCUUGAGAAUUUUCAUUGAAUCUUGAUAUUUUGUCUUGUAAAAAUUUUAAUAAAAACUGUUUCUAUCCAACGCAAAAAUUAGGUAUUUUUAGGUUAUUCAUCCCGUUUUACUUAUAAGCAUAGGUCAAGUGGGAGUCUGGCUCGCGACAUGGGCACUCCAUAAAUAGUUUCGGAUCGGCUUUCGAAGACCACUCAUUAGGAACCGCUGCUCUUAAGUUAUUUUACAUCACGGCAGUCGGCACUCAUGGAUCGCACAUCUAAGUAAGUUUUGGAUGCCUAACGUAUAAGCAACUGUAUAAUAAAUCAUUGGACUUGA
Molecule: messenger RNA, 5343 nt
Organism: Trichoplusia ni (cabbage looper)
Lineage: Eukaryota; Metazoa; Arthropoda; Insecta; Lepidoptera; Noctuidae
Product: protein arginine N-methyltransferase 9-like
Exons: 1
Coding region: 1225-3417 (730 amino acids)
Biological process (GO): peptidyl-arginine methylation
Molecular function (GO): protein binding; protein-arginine omega-N monomethyltransferase activity
Source: RefSeq, a predicted model, not a curated record